AAUCUUGGUUGAGUAAUCAACGUCUCGGAGGGCUGACGAACACUACAGGACCUUGGCCGAAGUGCACUGUGCCAGUACCUUUACCUCUCGUGGACCGACCUGUACCUCUGCAACUCAUUAUCAGUAUAUCUGUUUAUUACUAGUGGUACGAUGGCUGCAGCUUUCUUGAGGUGGGGCAAGGUGUUACCCCUCACCAACACCGCUUUUAGAGGUGUGGGUGGCGGUGGCAGAAGUUUGGGUGUGAGCGGUGAGAGGACUACCAGCAGAGGGGCAAUAGGAGUGCCUCAUCAGAAUACCGUUAGGGAUCAGGCGUCUUCGUCGUCGUCGGUCGAGUCACUGCCAGGGGAGGCGGACGUGGUUGUGGUGGGGGGAGGAGUGGCUGGGUGUAGCGUCCUCUACCACCUUGCCAAGCUUGGCCUCACCAACACUAUCCUUCUCGAGGCUCAUCAGCUCACUGCAGGGACCACUUGGCACACAGCUGGACUCUUUUACCGUCUAUCGAGUAAUGAGGUGGACUGCAUGCUGCAUGGCUCAACUAUGAGGAUCUGUCUGUCCCUGGAGGAGGAAACCGGCGUCAACCCCGGCUGGAUCAACAACGGCUCCCUCUUCCUCACCUCCAGGAAGGAAGAUCAACCCCGGGAGCGUCAGCAGAGCCUCGAGCAGAUGAUGAGCUUGAGUAAGGUGUUCGGGGUGGAGAGUCAUUUGCUAAACCCCGCCCAGAUCAAGGAUUUGCACCCGCUGUUGAACGUCAACGACCUGCAAAGUGCCGUGUACACUCCCACUGAUGGUUCAAUGGAUCCAGCUGGCAUUUGCCUGGCGUUGACGCGGGCGGCGAGAUGGGCAGGGGCUCGGGUGGUCGAAGGAUGCCGGGUCACCGACAUCACUACAGCAGAGACGACGCUGGGGGGCAGAAAGGUGACUGAGGUACACACAACCAGAGGCGUCAUCAAGACAAAUGUUGUCGUCAACGCUGCAGGAGGAUGGAGCAAUGAUAUCGCAAACAUGGUGGGGUUACAGGUGCCCCUCCAGAUCUACAGGCACGGCUACCUGGUCACAGAUAGCAUCCCAGGCUUCAAGGUUGUCCCCAACGUCCGUAACUAUUCCGGCUCCAGCUACCUAAAGCCUCAGGGAGAAGGAUUUACCGUUGGGGUGUUCGAGGUUAACCCCGUCCCCAUUGACAAGCUAAGUCCGGACUUUUCCUUCGGGCUGUACGAGCCGAACUGGGAUAUAUUCGGGGAUAUGAUGCAGACAGCAGCGAUCAUUAUGCCCGCCCUGGAGACGGUGGGCGUUAAGUCCACCAUCUACGGCCCAGAGUCCUUCACCCCUGACGGCAAGGCUAUCGUGGGAGAUGACCCCAAUAUAGAAGGUUUCUUCCACUGCUGCGGGUUCAACAGCCGCGGCAUGCAGCUGAGUGGUGGUUGUGGGGAGCAGAUAGCCAAGUGGGUGGUGGAGGGGCGGCCUGAGAUACCGAUGUUCAUCUACGACAUCAGGCGGUUCCACCCACUUCUCUGCUCCAACAGGGCGUGGAUACUGGCCCGCACUCACGAGAAACUGCUCAGUCACUAUAACAUCAUCUUCCCCCACGACGAGCCUCUGGCCGGUCGAAGGCAGAGGUGCUCCCCGUUGCACCAGGUGCUGGAGGACGCUGGAGCGGUGUACCAGGAGAAGCAGGGGUGGGAACGUCCCGGGUGGUUCGGCACGUCGCCAGCCCCCGUGCAGGAAUACGACUGGUAUGGCGCUUACGGUAACCCCAUCUGUAGAGACCUGAGGUACUACAACAGUCUCAAGGGCGGGUACACUUUUGGUUUCCCCAAAUAUCACGACCUGAUCCAGAGGGAGUGUCUAGCUGCUCGUGAAGGGGCAGCCGUGUUCGACAUGUCCUCCUUCGGCAAGUAUUACCUAACUGGUCGCGACGCCCAGAAGGUGGCUGAUUGGGUCUUUUCUGCUGAUGUGACUCGAGCCCUGGGUACUACCGUCUAUACCUGCAUGUUGAACCACAGAGGAGGCAUCGAGGCGGACCUGACCGUGAGCGUGUGUGAAGGCGGUGAGGGGACAGCUUGUGAUCCAGCUUUUCAAGGUCGUGGGUUCUACCUCACGACGGGAGGCUCCACGGGGAUGUAUAACAUGAGUCACAUCCUGAAGGAGGCGAGGACCCACCAGUGGGACAUACAGCUGCUGGAACACACUGAGGACUUGGCCAUUUUAUCAGUUCAGGGUCCCAAGAGCAGAUGUAUCCUGCAGGACCUCACGGACGAGGACCUGAGUAAUGAGGCCUUCCCUUACACCACCCACAAGGUCAUCACUCUCGCAGGACACAAACUUCGCGCCCUCAGAAUCUCUUUUGUUGGAGAAAUGGGUUGGGAGCUCCACGUCCCCAGCGCCUCAGCCCUGGCGGUGUACAAAGCUGUGAUGGCUGCCGGGGAGCCCUUGGGUGUGGCCAACGCCGGGUUCCUUGCUCUCGACUCUCUGUCCUGCGAGAAAGGCUACAGACACUGGAAUCACGAGAUCCGUCCAGACGAUACCCCAUUAGAGGCAGGACUCACCUUCACUUGUAAGCUAAACUCAAGCACGAAAUUCCUGGGACGCGAGGCUGUGGAGGCUCAGAUAAAGAAGGGCUUCUCCAAGAAGCUGGUAACCUUCACGCUGGAUGACCCCUCACUACCUCUCUGGGGUCAUGAAGGCAUCUGGAGGGACGAUGAGUUGGUGGGUCAUAUCCGUCGGGCUGAGUACGCCUUCACUCUCGGUCGAGCUGUCUGUUAUGGCUAUGUCGAAAGACUUGACGGAGGACAAGUAACUACCGAGUACCUAAAAACUGGAACCUGGCAGCUGGAGGCCAUGUUGAAGCGUCAUGACGUCACGAUUCACCUCCGACCUCCGUUUGAUCCCAAGAACCUGCGAGUGAAGGGGGUGUAUAAGGUUCCCCAGUGGCCCACCUCAACAUCUCUCGUUAAUUAAAAUAAAGGAAAGAAAAAAAAUGAACCACAGACUGAAGAACACAGGAAACAGAAGAGUAUUAUUAGCGAGAGAGACAGAAGCAUCCUGAAUUUAACUUGGUGCAGAAGAUAACGUGAACACUGAACUGGGACCGUCACUCAAAAGCUGGUGCCGUCAAUCAGGGCAUGAUGCCGGCACUCAGAGCCUGGUGCUAUCACUCAGAGCCUGGCGUCGUCACUCAGAGCCUGGUGUCCGCACCUCAGAGCCUGGUGUCCGCACCUCAGAGCCUGGUGCUGACACUCAUCACGUUGUCGUACUGUGGUAAUAUUUAGUAAUACAAGCUUCUAUAAUAUUAAAGUUAUUAAGUUUU
Molecule: messenger RNA, 3304 nt
Organism: Homarus americanus (American lobster)
Lineage: Eukaryota; Metazoa; Arthropoda; Malacostraca; Decapoda; Nephropidae
Product: sarcosine dehydrogenase, mitochondrial-like
Exons: 13
Coding region: 151-2955 (934 amino acids)
Cellular component (GO): mitochondrion
Molecular function (GO): protein binding; oxidoreductase activity
Source: RefSeq, a predicted model, not a curated record